AUUUAACAGAGGGGUCUGCGCCCUGAGUGAGUUGUAAUUUCUGCGAGCUGCGGACACAACGUGAUCCCGCACGCCGAUACGGUCCUAUAUUCUCCCUCCCUCUCAGCCGAGCCGCGCGAUCCGUACUUAGGCCCUGGGGAGCUCUCUGCUGCGCAUGCGCAUCGCUGGGACUGUGGCCGACAAGCCCAUCGGAGAUGGGGCAGAAUCAGGCCAUUUGGCCCGUCGAGUCUGCUCCGCCAUUUCAUCGUGGCUAGUCCACUUUCCCACACCGCCCCAAUCUCUUCAUGCCCCGACUAAUCAAAAAUCCAUCAAACUUUGCCUUAAAGAUACCCAAUGAUUUGCCUUCCACAGCCGCCUAUGAUAACGAAUUCACAGAUUCACCAUUCUCUGGCUGAAGAAAUUCUUCCUCAUCUCCUUUCUAAGGCUCCAUAUACACUCCAGCCAUGCCUUUCAACAUUAGGUUGAAGACAGCAAGGAAUUGGUAUCCUGGAAUCUCAAACAAAUCAAUAAGGGAUUCACUCACUCAGUGCGACCCACAGACACCUCAGUGAGUUCACAGUGCGGAGAGAGCCCCUAACGCCUGCUUUGUGUGAGAGAAGGGAUUCACUCACUCAACCGAUCCACGAAUACACCAGUGAGUUAACAGUACGUAGAGAUGCCAUUUACCUGCUCUGUGUUUGGGAUGGGAUUCACACACUCAGCCGAACUGCAGACCCACCAGUGAGUUUACACAGGGGAGAAGCCAUUCACCCGCUCUGUGUGUGGGAGGGAUCUGUUCAGUCAUCCAGCCUGAAGAUCCAUCAGUACAUUCACAGCAUACUGAGAGGUUCAUCUGUUCUGACUUCGGGGAGCGAUUCAUUCUGUCAUCCGAGCUGAAGAUCCAUCAGAAAAUUCACACGGGGUGAGAGGCCGUUCACCAGUUCCGUGUCUGGGAAGACAUUCACUCACUCAGCCCACCCACAGACACACUAGUGAGUUCACAAGGGAGACAGCCUGUCCUGUGUGUGAAAACUCGGUCAUCUGAUCCACUGACAAACGAGUGGGUUUACACUGGACAGAGGGCGUACGUCUGCCCAGACUGUGGGAAGGGACUCACUCACUCAUCCAACCUACAGACACACCAAACAGUUCACACUGGGGAGAUGGCAUUCGCCUGCUCAGACUGUGGGAAGGGAUUCAGUCAGUCAUCUUACCUACUGAAACACCAGUUAGUUCACACCGGAGAGAAACCAUUCGCCUGCUCAGACUGUGGGAAACGAUUCACUCGGUCGUUUCAUCUGAAGUUACACCAGUCAGUUCACACAGGAGUGAGGCCCUUCACCUGCUCUGAAUGUGGGAAGGGAUUCACUCGGCCAUCCUACCUACAUUUACACCAGCGGGUUCACACUGGGGAGAGGCCGUUUACCUGCUCAGACUGUGGGAAAGGAUUCACUCGGUCAUCUUCCCUACUGGAACACCAGCAAGUUCACACUGGGGAAAGGCUGUUCACCUGCUCCGACUGUGGAAAGGGAUACACUCAGUUAAGCCAUCUACAGAGACACCGGUUAGUUCACACUGGGGAGAGGCCGUUCAUCUGCUCAGACUGUGGGAAGGGAUUUAUUCUGUCAUGUGAACUAAAGGAUCAUCAGCGAGUUCACACGGGACAGAUGCUGUACACCUGCUCUGAAUGUGGGAAGGGAUUCAAUCGGCCGUCCCUCCUAUACACACACCAGCGGGUUCACACUGGGGAGAAGCCAUUCACCUGCUCACAUUGUGGGAAGGGGUUUGCUGAAGCAUCCACACUGAAGCGACACCAGCGAGUUCACACGGGGGAGAAGCCGUUCACCUGCUCUGAAUGUGGGAAGGCAUUCACGAGUGCAUUCGGCCUACAAAGACACCAGUCAGUUCACACUGGGGAGAAACCAUUCAUCUGCUCAUAUUGUGGCAAGGGAUUCCCUGUGUCCUCUGAGCUGAAUCUACACCAGCGAAUUCACACUGGAGAGAGGCCAUUCAUCUGCUCUGAAUGUGGGAAGGGAUUCACUAGCUCGUUUGUCCUCCGUAGGCACCAGUCAGUUCACGCUGGGGAGAAACCAUUCACCUGUUCAGAUUGUGGGAAGGGAUUCCCUUACUCAACUCAGCUGAAACUACACCGUCGAGUUCACACUGGGGAGCGACCGUUCAUCUGCUCUGAAUGUGGGAAAGGAUUCAGUCAGUCAUCCAGCCUUGUGACGCACUACCGAGUUCAUACUGGGAAAAGUGUGAAAUACCGCCGCAGCCAGAUACUUUUAAUGGCACCUUAUAUCCCAGAGUUCUCCGCGCUUCAGAAUUCGCCUUCGGGUGAGGCAGCGAUCAAAUGCGCAGGCGCAGCUGCCGCCAAGCAGCCCGAAAUUCGCGCAUGCGCUCAGUGGACGAAAGGGCUCUGGAAAAUCGGCAGCAGUGGGUUUACACUGGACAGAGGGCGUAUGUCUGCCCAGACUUUGAAGGGAUUCACUCACUCAUCCAACCUACAGAUACACCAAACAGUUCACACUGGGGAGAUGGCAUUCGCCUGCUCAGACUGUGGGAAGGGAUUCAGUCAGUCAUCUUACCUACUGAAGCACCAGUUAGUUCACACUGGAGAGAAACCAUUCGCCUGUUCAGACUGUGGGAAGCAAUUCACUCGGUCGUUUCAUCUGAAGCUACACCAGUCAGUUCACACAGGAGUGAGGCCCUUCACCUGCUCUGAAUGUGGGAAGGGAUUCACUCGGCCAUCCUACCUACAUUUACAUCAGCGGGUUCACACUGGGGAGAGGCCGUUCACCUGCUCAGACUGUGGGAAGGGAUUCACUCGGUCAUCUUCCCUACUGGAACACCAGCAAGUUCACACUGGGGACAGGUUGUACACCUGCUCCGACUGUGGGAAGGGAUACACUCAGUUAAGCCAUCUGCAGAGACACCGGUUAGUUCACACUGGGGAGAGGCCGUUCAUCUGCUCAGACUGUGGGAAGGGAUUCAUCCAGUCGUGUGAACUGAAGGAUCAUCAGCGAGUUCACACGGGACAGAUGCUGUACACCUGCUCUGAAUGUGGGAAGGGAUUCAAUCGGCCGUCCCUCCUAUACACACACCAGCGGGUUCACACUGGGGAGAAGCCAUUCACCUGCUCACAUUGUGGGAAGGGGUUCGCUGAAGCAUCCAAACUGAAGCAACACCAGCGAGUUCACACGGGGGAGAAGCCGUUCACCUGCUCUGAAUGUGGGAAAAGAUUCCGUUACUCAACUCAACUGAAGCCACACCAGCGAGUUCACACUAGGGAGAAACCAUUCACCUGCUCAGAUUGUGGCAAGAGAUUCACUGAAGCAUCUAAACUAAAGCACCACCAGCGAGUUCACUCAGGGGAGAAACUAUUCCCCUGCUCUGAAUGUGGGAAGAGAUUCCGUUACUCAACUCAACUGAGGGUACACCAGCGAGUUCACACUGGGGAGCGACCGUUCAUCUGCUCCGAAUGUGGGAAGGGAUUCACUAGCUUAUUCAGCCUACAAAGACACCGGUCAGUUCACACUGGGGAGAAACCGUUCAUCUGCUCUGAAUGUGGGAAGGGAUUCAGUCAGUCGUCCAACCUUGUGACGCACUACCGAGUUCACACUGGGAAAAAUGUGAAAUAAGUUGCAUGCUGGAUAUUUAACCAUGACAGUGGCUGAGUCCAGAGCGAGCGAGUUCAAAAGUGACUUGAUGUUGAACUCUGCAAUUAUUGCUGCUGGUUGUCACACCCAGUUCUGCAGCUGGAUCACUGGGUUUUGCAGGAGUUUCUUCUGCUGAUGUUCACCUUAAUGCGUCUGGAGUUUAAUAUUCUGGAUC
This is a messenger RNA of Mobula hypostoma (lesser devil ray), 3813 nucleotides long. Its product is annotated as zinc finger protein 850-like. The record is from RefSeq and is a predicted model, not a curated record. NCBI's taxonomy places the organism in Eukaryota, Metazoa, Chordata, Chondrichthyes, Myliobatiformes, Myliobatidae. The transcript is spliced from 4 exons. Bases 1143 to 3620 code for a protein of 825 amino acids.